CUCACCUCACAAAAACCAUUGCCGCUGACUUUCUUUCUGACAAUGGCUGCAGUCGCCGAGAGUUCUUCAGUUCCGUCGAAGGAAGACAAGCCUGUCAUUGUUAGAGUUAAGAGAAAAGCUUUCCAAUCUCGCGUCGACGCUUUCUGGCUCGAAAUCAACGAGAGGCCAUUGAAACGGCCGUUGCUUGACUUUGAGAAGCUUUCAAUUUCUGAUUCUUCAAGUAGAGUGGAGGAAUUGAAGAGCAGAAAGGUUCUUGUGCGACAUGUGGAGACAGUAACUAGCUCAAAGGUUACCGUUGAUAUCCUGAAGUCGUUUGCGCAGUCGGCUCCAGUAGAUUCUUCGGAAGUCAAAGAGAAAGCUGAGAUAAGGCGAAGUUUUAGGGCAGAAAAUAAACAAGAUCAACUACUUGCCAAGGCUAAGCAAAAGCAAGAGGAUUUGUCAAAAAAUGCCCGGUUUGAGCAAAUAUGGAAAAGCAGAAAAGAAAAGGAAAAACUGAUGCACGACGAAGAGCUGAAUGAGAUGUGUCGACUAUAUGAUGUUAUUCGUGUUGAUACCGAAGAAAAAAAGCAUGAAGUGCAAGAGGAGACUACCGAUUUAGAAGAUCACAGGAUGAUGUCCCAAUAUUUGCCUCUCUUACGAGAAGUCAUGCCUAGUGCUGCUGAAGAAAUUGAGUCAGAGAUUCAUAAUUACAAGGCCAAACAAGGGUCUUCAGAUGGUUAUGUAUAUGAUUAUUAUGCUGUUAAGGAUGAUACCAACACCGACGAAGAUAUUGCUAGCCCUUUUCCAUUGGUACAGGUUGAUGAUGAUGAUGACUACUAUGAUGGUCCUGAUUAUUCAGACGACGAUUCUGAUGAUUCCAAUGCUGAACACAAUCCCUGGAAUGAUUAUCCAGAUGAAGAGGAAUCUGAAGAUGAGGAUGAAGAUGAAACACAGUCAUCAGGUGACAAAUCAGAAGUUUUAAGCAGCACUUCUCAAGACCAAUAUGGAUCCGAAACUGUUGGUGUAAUUUCUUUUCAAAAUGAGGACGUGGGCCGAGAGGACUGGUCAGAUUAUGCAGAUCCAUUAGUUGAUGGUGAGUCCGAUGGUGAAGAUUACAAUGAUGAUGAUGAAGACAUUUGGUGACCAUCACUAGAUACCCUGUUUAACUUUCUCAUCAAGUACCUAAUUCGUGCAUACCUGUAUAUGUCUCUCCAGAUCAUAGUUAACCUUGUGAAUGGCAUGUGGUUCUUUUAACCGGCUAUUACUGCUGUCUAGGCUGCAGUCUGAUCAAAUCUGGUGAGAUUUGGCCUGGAAAUUUUUCCCAUAGCGUUCUAAAACAAAUCUCGCCAGUAUUAUCAAUCUCAAUCAGGUUUCCAAUCUUAAGUACCCUUCUAACUGUAGUUAUCUAGUGUAAAAAAUUUAUGACUGCAUUAUUGUUGUUUGGUUUCAAA
Nicotiana tabacum (common tobacco) is the source of this 1430-nucleotide messenger RNA. RefSeq names its product RNA-directed DNA methylation 4. NCBI's taxonomy places the organism in Eukaryota, Viridiplantae, Streptophyta, Magnoliopsida, Solanales, Solanaceae. The record is from RefSeq and is a predicted model, not a curated record.